Messenger RNA from Anneissia japonica, 584 nucleotides. RefSeq names its product slit homolog 3 protein-like. The annotation marks the transcript as partial. Lineage: Eukaryota; Metazoa; Echinodermata; Crinoidea; Comatulida; Comatulidae. The record is from RefSeq and is a predicted model, not a curated record. The transcript has 8 exons. Gene Ontology annotation, molecular function: protein binding. Gene Ontology annotation, cellular component: extracellular matrix.
AUGUUGAACGAGGCAGUAGUUUUAGAAUUUAGAAGAGUGACUGUUAUAAGAAAACUGGUCAAUAUUCGUGUGCCUGAAUCAUCUCAGCGAAUGUCCGAAGAUGGAUUAAAAGUUCUGCAUAUCAUAAUGGAUUUCCCACUACUCCUAACAGCAAACUUUUCGAACAAUGAAAUUCAAGAUAUUCUACCAGGUACAUUCCUGAAUCAGACCUUGAUGAAGGAGCUGGAUUUGUCUGGUAACGCAAUAACACAUCUAAAUCAAGGUACCUUAAAUGGUUUGACAAGUCUUCGAUCGUUGGAUUUGUAUAAUAACGAGAUAUAUGGUGUAACAACAGGUGCCUUCAGUGAUCUAACAAGACUUCGAAAGUUGGAUCUGAGAUAUAACAGAAUAACUACUUUAACUCAAGGUGGCUUCGAUGGUUUGACAAGUCUUCAAUAUUUGAAUCUGAGAUUUAACAGAAUAACUACUUUAACGCAAGGUGGCUUCAGUGGUUUGACAAGUCUUCAAUAUCUGUAUUUGUCUUAUAACGAGAUAUCUCGUGUAAAAAAUAAUUCCUUCAGUGAUCUAACAAGACUUCGAAAGUU